This is a messenger RNA of Odobenus rosmarus divergens (Pacific walrus), 2567 nucleotides long. RefSeq names its product homeobox A10 (gene HOXA10). NCBI's taxonomy places the organism in Eukaryota, Metazoa, Chordata, Mammalia, Carnivora, Odobenidae. Gene Ontology annotation, cellular component: nucleus. The coding region runs from base 25 to 1260 and encodes 411 amino acids. Gene Ontology annotation, biological process: regulation of transcription by RNA polymerase II. The transcript is spliced from 2 exons. Gene Ontology annotation, molecular function: RNA polymerase II cis-regulatory region sequence-specific DNA binding; DNA-binding transcription factor activity, RNA polymerase II-specific. The record is from RefSeq and is a predicted model, not a curated record.
UAUUCAGCAUGUUUUGCACAAGAAAUGUCAGCCAGAAAGGGCUAUCUGCUCCCUUCGCCAAAUUAUCCCACAACAAUGUCAUGCUCGGAGAGCCCCGCCGCGAACUCUUUUUUGGUCGACUCGCUCAUCAGCUCGGGCAGAGGCGAGGCUGGCGGUGGUGGCAGCGGCGCGGGGGGCGGUGGCGGCGGUGGCGGCUACUACGCCCACGGCGGGGUAUACCUGCCUCCGGCCGCCGACCUGCCCUACGGGCUGCAGAGCUGCGGGCUCUUCCCGGCUCUGGGAGGCAAGCGCAAUGAGGCGGCGUCGCCGGGCGGCGGCGGCAGCAGCGGGGGCCUGGGUCCCGGGGCGCACGGCUACGCGCCCGCGCCUAUAGACCUGUGGCUGGACGCGCCCCGGUCGUGUCGGAUGGAGCCGGCCGAGGGGCCGCCGCCACCGCCCCAGCAGCAGCCACCGCCCCCGCCGCAACCACCCCAACCCCCGCCGCAGGCCACCUCGUGCUCUUUCGCGCAGAACAUCAAAGAGGAGAGCUCCUACUGCCUCUACGACUCGGCAGACAAAUGCCCCAAAGGCUCCACCGCCACAGCCGAGCUGGCUCCCUUCCCGCGGGGCCCGCCGCCCGACGGCUGCUCCCUGAGCACCUCCAGCGGGGUGCCAGUGCCUGGCUACUUCCGCCUCUCCCAGGCCUAUGGCACCGCCAAGGGUUACGGCAGCAGCGGCGGCGCGCAACAGCUCGGCGCCGGCCCGUUCCCCGCUCAGCCCCCCGGGCGCGGCUUCGACCCGCCACCCGCCCUCGCCUCCGGCUCAGCGGAUGCAGCCCGGAAAGAGCGAGCCCUCGAUUCACCGCCGCCCCCUACGCUGACUUGCGGUGGCGGCGGCGGGGGCUCACAGGGCGACGAGGAGGCGCACGCGUCGUCCUCGGCCGCAGAGGAGCUCUCCCCAGCCCCUUCCGAGAGCAGCAAAGCCUCGCCCGAGAAGGACUCCCUGGGCAAUUCCAAAGGCGAAAAUGCAGCCAACUGGCUCACGGCAAAGAGCGGCAGGAAGAAGCGCUGCCCCUACACCAAGCACCAGACGCUGGAGCUGGAGAAGGAGUUUCUGUUCAACAUGUACCUUACUCGAGAGCGGCGCCUAGAGAUCAGCCGCAGCGUCCACCUCACGGACAGACAAGUUAAAAUCUGGUUUCAGAAUCGCAGGAUGAAACUGAAGAAAAUGAACCGAGAAAACCGAAUCCGGGAGCUCACAGCCAAUUUUAAUUUUUCCUGAUGAAGCUCCAGGCAAUGCCGUUUUUUCGCUGCCAGAGAGCCGUCCUCCUCCCUCAGUCUUCGGCCUCUGCCCAGGAACUCACACCUGUGCCGGAGCCCCAUUCCUCCCUCCCACACUCGCCAUCUCGCUGGCCGUUACAUCUGUGCAGGGCUGGUUUGUUCUGACUUUUUGUUUCUUUGUCUGUUUGCUUGGUGCUGGUUUACUUGUUUUCUGGGGGAAAAAGCCAUAUCGUGCUAAAUUUCUAUAGAGAUAAAUAUUAUUCUCAAGUGUUGAGUGGUGACUGGGCUGGUUUGCUGUCUCGGGGUUCCUCUGCUGGAAAUGGCUCCUGUCCUCCCGGUGGAGCUGGUUUCCUGCGGGAGGUGGGCAAACCUAGCCGGAAGGCCGAGGUCCCAUUGUAGGCGCUGAGGUGUCUGGCCUGAGGUCAAUGGUGCAAGGAGCCGCCACCGGGCUCGCCUGCCUGGAGUGCUGGGCUGUGUUUAAUCAGGGGACACAGGCCCCUGGGUUUCUUUUUUCUUUCUUUCUUUCUUCCUUGGCAAAGAGAAGGGCUUACAAGCAUGGACAUGCAGGCUGGCAAAAGGGCUUGACUUUGGCUGAUUAGAAAAUUGAGAGUCAGAAAGAUUAAUCUUUCCUUCCUCUGUAAGAUAUCCCAGCUUUAAACGGAAAAAAAAAAAAGAAUGACAAGGAGAAGGAAACUUCUCUUCCAGUUUGUGUGAGGUCUUGCAUUGUGGGACUAAAUUAUUUCACUUACCUCUGAAUUUCCAUAUCCUUCUGGCUGUAGAUAAAUAAUCUAAUAUAGUUUUGUUUAUGCGUGCGGAUUUAGUGGGGUUUUUUGGUCAUCAAAUAAUUGUUACCACUGGUAACGCGACAAGCACACCACAAUUCUCCCUAUCUUGUGGAGAGUUUUCUUUCUCAUUUUCUUUUUUCUUCUUCCUCUUCUAUUUUUUCUUUUCUAAAAUUCACAGAAUCCGAGGAGGGCUGGGCAAGCAGAAUAGACUAGAGAAGGGAGACAUUGUUUGGGUUUCCUUUAUACUGUGAAGUUACAUGCAUAAAAGGGUCAAACCUGUAGGUGCAGAAAAAGAAAAAUUAUAAAUACAAAUCUGUAUAAAUGUUUAUUAUUAUGAAAAAUUGCCAAUCUUGUUUUAUGCAAAUGCAUUCUAUCGUUAUUAUAAAUGUUAGUUCUAGCUCUAUUUACUUCUAAUCUUAAAUCAGAAUAAAUUAAUAUUGUAAUGCUGCUGUGCGUGGAAAAAAGACGAUGUUUAUGUUCUUAUAGAAGAAUAAAAGCUGUGGAAUGAAGCUUUUUAAUUUUA